AUCAUUCUCAGGAAGGUAUUUGCAGUGUCUUGCUAUUUCUACGUACUUAUCCAGGUCUAAAGGCGCCAUGGUCACAACACUACACAGCAGAAAGAUGCUAAAGGAGUUAGCGGGCUAGCUAAUUCUUUCCUUCCCGUUCUUCUUCUUCUUCUUUUGGUUCAGUGACGCGCGGAGACAAUUAAAGGCUCACCAGCUCAUUAGCGCCCCCUGCUGGACGGACACGGUUUGAAAAUGUCAUCGGGGAUCCCUUCAUCUCUCCGUGAUCUCUCCUCUUCAUUUUCAAGUUUUUCAAAGUAAAAUAAUAACAUCCGCCAGACGUUCCCUCUGCUGUCAGUCUGAGGCUGUUCCUACAAAGAACCUGAAGAGUGUUCCCUCCGGACAGAGAAGCAGCUGCUCUGAUUACACCGCUGCUACGAAUCAGAGGAGGAAACUCCACAGCAGACAGAGGAUCAUUGUUCUCCAGACCGGCUGUGGUUAACCUGUGGAGGAGAAGUCUGGUUAAGGAUCACAUAGGAGUUGAGUAAAGUGCUGUGUUUGGAAUGAAAUGGGUUAAACGCAGCAGUGCAGCUGAGCCGACUCGUAAAAGUGUCAUUAAAGGAGGACAAAGAAAUCCGUCUGCAGGCUAUAAGAUCCCCUGCCGUCAUUCAUUCCUUCACACUCUUCCUCCUCAGCGGCAGCCUUCACUAAGCCUCCUCCUCCGUCUGCUCUGCUUCACUGUGUCUGUGCCAGCCUGCGUCUCAGCAACAAGAUGAUGUUCUGCAGCAGCAUCUUGGCUUUGCACCUUUUUCUCUGUGUUCACUCUCUGCCUGCACAUGACCGGAGAGCCGUCAGCAAGCACAAGCAGCUGCAGGGAUGGGAUCACAGUAGCAGCCAUGUUGGUCUGAAGAAGAGGGGGAGACAUGAACAGGACACGCUGAACAAAGACUUCCACAUGAAGACUGUUCUGGUGUCCAAAAAUGACACAGAGUUCUGGAAGCGUCCUCGCUGUGGGGUCCCAGACUAUCCCAACUUAACGCAGAUGGGCCUGUCGUACUUCAACCUGAAGAAGAAGAAGGGAGGCCUGAGCCGACAGCAGCGUAAGAAGAGGUUCGCUCUGUUUGGAGGACGAUGGGAGAAGAAUGAGCUCAGUUACAAGAUUCUGCGUUUCCCGUGGCAGAUGAGUGAUGAUAAAGUUCGGAGAGUCCUGCAGGAAGCUUUUAGUGUGUGGAGGGACGUGACUCCUCUAACCUUCAGAGAGGUCAUCACGGAGAAAGCUGACAUCAUCAUUGACUUCAACAGGUACUGGCAUGGGGACAGCUUACCUUUCGAUGGUCCCGGAGGAAUUCUCGCCCACGCCUUUUUCCCCCGGACACACAGACAAGGAGAGGUUCACUUCGACUACGACGAGCACUGGACAUUUGGGAAUGACGUUGGCACUGACCUCCUGCAGGUGGCAGCUCAUGAGUUCGGUCACGUCCUGGGCCUGCAGCACUCCAUGGAGCUUGAUGCUGUGAUGAAUCCUUUCUACAGCGACUCCUACCCUCUUCAGCUGAGCGAUGACGACAGGAGGGGCAUCCAGUAUCUGUACGGCCCGCCUCAGCAUGCGUCCCCUGACAUCACAGAGACCAACGAGAUUGACUUUGGAGUGCCGGAUGCCUGCAGGUCGAGCUUUGACGCUGCCUCCAUGAUCAGAGGAGAGCUGUUCUUCUUCAAGUCCCGGUAUGUUUGGCGUAUUCGUGAUGGGCAGCUACAAGCCGGCUACCCAGCCUUAGCUUCACGCCACUGGAGAGGCAUUCCUGACCGCAUCGAUGCUGCGUAUGAAGACAGGACCGGGAACAUCUGGUUCUUCCAAGGUGAUACCUACUGGGUGUUUGAUGCCGAGAGGAAGAUCUCAGGCCCAGAUUCGGUGCAGCAGCUGGGUCUUCCUGUAACAGACAUCCAAGCAGCUCUGAAGUGGGAACAAAACCAUGUGGAGAAAGUCUUCCUCUUCAAAUCCGCCACAUACUGGUCCCUCGACUCACAGCAGAACCGCGUGGACAGUGUCCAUCCGUUCAGCAUCCACGACUGGGAGGGAGUGCCCAGCCGGAUCGAUGCAGCCUUUAGGGACGGAUACGGUUACGCCACGUUCCUGAGCGGACGGAACUACUGGAAAUUUGAUCACGUGGCGUUGAAGGUGGUCGAUGGAUACCCUCGAAGCAUCGGCAUGGACUUCUUUGGCUGCUCAGCCUGAACAUCUGAGUUCAGACCCAAACGGCUGCUGCAAAGAGCUUUGGUUUGAUUUUCAGCUUCAUUCCCUGACAAACACUCUGCUCAGCUCUUAGAGCUCAUUGAGACAACUGAAAAUACCCCGAAUAUUACAACAAACUCACGCCGAAGCCUCUGAGUGAGAGUUUCAUUACUUUACUUCCAUACACACGUUGAGAAAUGGUCUGUUUGGUUAGUUAUAGGCACCAAAAAUACUUCUUUAGUUUUGGAUUGGGUUAAAUUAGGCAUGCUUGUUGCUGGUUAGAUCACACACCUACGUGACGUUAAAAAUAUCACUUUGAUCAAGUACAUUUUGGAAAUUUGACCCAGCUGGGUCUGACUGAUCCAUUAACCCUUAACACCUCUCUGAAUGGACCUCUUCUCUUCCUCUACUGUCACCUGUCCUCAGCCUCCUCACCUGUAAUAGAAGUUUCCUCACAUGAUCAGUGUUUCCCACACAGAGACGACACCUGGGCGAGUUUGUUUUCAGCCGACCAUUUUUACGUGUUUGUUAAGCAUUUAUACGAUCUCCUGUUGCUCUCUGCCACUUGGGUCUGCUCAUCUGCAGCACCUGACACAAGCUCUGCAGGUGAUCAGAGAGAGAGAGAGAGAGAGAGAGAGAGAGAGAGAGAGAGAGAGAGAGAGAUCCUUCACGACGCCCCUCCUGUUAAUGCACUGAUUGAAGUGCAACAUCUUUUGUUAAAUAUGAACCUUAAGGUGCUUUUCCACCAGAACUUGUUCCAGGAACAUCUCUCCCAGGAACUAACUCAUGUGACUCAUUGUUGUCUGCGUUUCUACUGAGGCUGUUUCAUUGAUUUCAAGCAAAAAAUGUCAGAGAUAGAGCGGUGUUCCAGUUUAAAGAGCGACCUUGUUACCUGGAGACUCUAAGCCUGAUGCAUCCCUCACAAACGUCUUUAGAUGAUCAUUAAAUAUCUGAUGAGGAUAUUUGGACAUUUAAAUAAAAACUAAACUAAGAUGCAUUCCAGAGGAUUCCUUCUGUGUUUCAACAGCUGUUGGAAACUCCACAAACACUGACACGUUCAGCUGAAGGUCUCCAGUUUACAGGGUCACUCUUCAGACUGUAACACUGGGAGCUGACAGAUGCAUUCACACUAUCAGGCUCAGAGAAGACCAAUGUUCAGGAGUUAUUAAACCAAGUGAAUCACAGGUGUGUGUGAUGUUGUGGACGGAGGGAGAGAUAAAAACACUGAGGGUACUCUACCAAUCAGAAAAGUUCUGCAUUGCAGGCCCCGCCCCUAAAGUUCCUACCCCAUAAGCAGGGAUUUUUCAAGUGAAAAUAUAGUUCCCAAAAAGGGAAAGUUCCUGCGGUCGAAAAGCACCUUUAUGUGCAGCUGUCAUCCUGCACUAACUUAGUUUUGAAGCACUGCGUCAUUAACAAGUCUCAUCCACACGUGGAUCCGCUGUUGUGAGAACAGAUCAUUAAGUGAAACACUUAGAAAGAUGAUUUAUUGGACAUCUUUUUUAAUGCGUGCUGCUGAGAAUCCCCCUCUUCGCCCCUCACCUUCCUCAGGUACAGCAUCACUAUGGGAAACACUGAUCCUGGCUCGACCUCUAACGUUGUAUUUUUGGUGCUGAGUUGGUUCUAGUUCACGUGACCGAUCUGGUCUGAAUAUACAGGUGCUAUUUAAGGUUCUGUAGGCAAUGUAACCAGUACCUCAUUUAUUACACAAAUGAUCAAUAUCUUUAUUUUUAAUUACACAUUGUACUCAUGGUGCGUCUUCAUAGAGCCAUAAAAUGUUCUCAUCGUCUGUUGGAGAGCUUUGUUUCAGUCCUCUGGUUUUCAUCAUCAUAAAGAAAGAGACGAGUCUUUGGUGGUCUGACAUAAACCACGUGACUCAGUUCAGAGACGUGAUUCGGAUUUCUACGACGGUUUGAUUCACUGUUAACUUUGAUAUUGUGUUGUUUGUGUUUUUGAUGUUGCUGUCUCUAAUCAGUGCAGGACAUUGAUUGUGCUCUAUCUUGUAAAAUAUGUUGUGAUGUGCAGAAAGUUUAAAGUUGAAGCAUGUCAACAUAAGAUCCACUCUGAUGUACUACGCUCAACAUAAACUGAUCUGUCUGCCUUUAUAUGCAGGUUCUUUUGUGAAGUUCUGUCACGUUUAAUGUUUUUAUGGAACAAAAAUUUCAAAAUAAAAGUCUUUUUUGUA
Notolabrus celidotus (New Zealand spotty) is the source of this 4388-nucleotide messenger RNA. Its product is annotated as stromelysin-3-like. Gene Ontology annotation, biological process: collagen catabolic process; proteolysis; extracellular matrix organization. Lineage: Eukaryota; Metazoa; Chordata; Actinopteri; Labriformes; Labridae. Gene Ontology annotation, cellular component: extracellular matrix. Gene Ontology annotation, molecular function: zinc ion binding; metalloendopeptidase activity. The coding region runs from base 749 to 2209 and encodes 486 amino acids. The record is from RefSeq and is a predicted model, not a curated record. The transcript is spliced from 10 exons.